Anoplopoma fimbria (sablefish) is the source of this 2060-nucleotide messenger RNA. RefSeq lists its product as uncharacterized. The record is from RefSeq and is a predicted model, not a curated record. Gene Ontology annotation, biological process: proton motive force-driven ATP synthesis. NCBI's taxonomy places the organism in Eukaryota, Metazoa, Chordata, Actinopteri, Perciformes, Anoplopomatidae. Gene Ontology annotation, molecular function: proton transmembrane transporter activity.
GUCGAAUAUCAACCACAUACAUAAGUUAAUAACCUGUAAAAAAUAAAGACUUUAAUAACGGACGACACAUGUUGGGCUUGGGUCGGGGGAGGGGGCGUAACUCCUUUUCGUGUGUUACAUAAAAGAGUGCUUCACACGCUGGCUGACCUUCAUCCGUGCUGCUGUGAGCUGAUCCUGGAGCACUGACCGCCGUGAAGGCAGCAUAUACUAGCCUUAUUCAUCGAAAGCACAGACAGGCUGUACGCAAAGAUGGCGGCUUCCUUGCUGAGGAUGGGAAGACUGGGCUGUGUCAAGUGUUUGCGGACUGAGAGCUGGAUUACUCUGAGUAGAGCACCUGCGGCUGCAGCCCUAAGCACAAAAUCCGGAGGCUCCAAGAAGUCGUCAAAAAAGAACUCAGACAAAGACCAGGCUAAAACAUACUUUGAUGUUGAGAAACUUGUACAGCACAAGCCGUAUGAGUUUCCCAAGAAAGGAUCCUCCGCCUCUGCAGCCGCUGCAGCAGCAGCAGCAGCAAGACCAGUCGCUGAGCCCACACCCUCUGAUGCUGCAGCCCCAGUGGUUGAAGCCAUUCCCGUUUUUGAAGCGCCUCACACCGUUGAAGCAGUCUCCGAAACUGCCUCAGCAGUUGAAGCCAAACCAGUGGUUGAAGCAGUCACAGAAGCUGCAGCCAUUGUUGAGGCUGUUGCUGAAGCUGUACCAGUGGUUGAAGCUGUAGCUGUACCAGUGGUUGAAGCUGUACCAGUGGUUGAAGCUGUAGCUGUACCAGUGGUUGAAGCUGUACCAGUGGUUGAAGCUGUGGCUGUACCAGUGGUUGAAGCUGUACCAGUGGUUGAAGCUGUACCAGUGGUUGAAGCUGUACCAGUGGCUGAAGCUGUGGCUGUACCAGUGGCUGAAGCUGUACCAGUGGUUGAAGCUGUACCAGUGGUUGAAGCUGUGGUUGAACCAGUGGCUGAAGCUGUACCAGUGGUUGAAGCUGUGGCUGUACCAGUGGCUGAAGCUGUACCAGUGGUUGAAGCUGUGGCUGUACCAGUGGCUGAAGCUGUACCAGUGGUUGAAGUUGUAGCAUCUGUUGCUGAAGCUCCUGCAGCUGAAACUGCUCCCACAGUUAGUGAAGCUCUCGUUGAAGCUGCUCCUGAAGCCCCUGCUGAAGCUGAAGCUGCCCCUGCUGAAGCCCCCCUGCUGAAGCUGAAGCUGCCCCUGCUGAAGCUGAAGCUGCCCCUGUUGAAGCUGAAGCUGCCCCUGCUGAAGCUGCCCCUGCUGAAGCUGAAGCUGCCCCUGUUGAAGCUGCCCCUGCUGAAGCUGCCCCUGCUGCCUGUUGAAGCUGAAGCUGAAGCUGCCCCUGCUGAAGCUGAAGCUGCCCCUGCUGAAGCUGAAGCUGCCCCUGCUGAAGUUGAAGCUGCCCCUGCUGAAGCUGCUGCUGAGCCUGUCGUUGUGUCUGCUGAGACUGCAGCUGAAGUUUCUGCCCCAGUGGAGAGCACUGAGGAGCUGGUGGACCCCGCUCCAGUGGUCGCUGAAGCUGCAGGGGAGGAACUGCAGGCGGACGCCCCAGUUGAACCAGUUGAACCAUUUGAGGCUCAAAUGGACCCAAUCCAGAAGCUCUUCUUGGACUCCAUACGUGAAUACUCCACAAAAAGCCAGGCUACUGGGGGGCUAGUGGAUGCAGGGUCCGAGUAUGAAAAGGCCUUGGCAGAGGAGGUAGCAAAGCUUCAGAGACUCUAUGGUGGUGGAGACCUUGCAACUUUUCCAGAAUUCAAAUUCACAGAGCCCAAGUUGGAGGAAGUUGGCCAUAAGUGAACAUCAGCAAUUUGCAAAAAAACUUUUGUUACGUUGCCUUUUCCCUGUACAACUGUGACUGUCUGCUUGGAGUCAAAAUUAUAACAAACCAUUGCCUCUAGCUUUGUAUGUGAGAAUAGAGUUUACAUGGCUGUAGCUAGAUAUGUUAUGGGAAUGGAUGUACAUUUUUGGCAGACAAGUUUAUUUAGAGCUGUGAAUUAAGCUUUUGUGUAGAUCGAACCCUUUCUGAGCUGAAUGUGAAUUUAAACAAUAAAUUUUACUUCAUA